Messenger RNA from Clarias gariepinus (North African catfish), 1330 nucleotides. It is a transcript of the gene pkib, whose product is annotated as protein kinase (cAMP-dependent, catalytic) inhibitor beta. The record is from RefSeq and is a predicted model, not a curated record. The coding region runs from base 329 to 562 and encodes 77 amino acids. Gene Ontology annotation, biological process: negative regulation of cAMP-dependent protein kinase activity. Gene Ontology annotation, molecular function: cAMP-dependent protein kinase inhibitor activity. The transcript has 3 exons. Gene Ontology annotation, cellular component: nucleus; cytoplasm. NCBI's taxonomy places the organism in Eukaryota, Metazoa, Chordata, Actinopteri, Siluriformes, Clariidae.
UCCAUCUGACCCUGGUCUCCUCUGUCGGUACCGGUAUAUAAGGACGCUGUAGGCCUGGUGAUCGAAAAGUGAUUUGAGGAGAAAUCCAGUGUUUCCUGGUUACGGUUUCCAGCGACGCGCAAAUGCGUGACGUCGCAGCAGAUGCGCUCGAACUCGUGAACGUGAACUGUCGGUUCGAGAGCGAGAGACACCGAGAGACAAUCCCAAACAGGAAGGAUGCGCUGAGCGGUCAAUGCACGGACUUCUCUCUCUCUCUCUCUGUCGUGAUGGAAACCCGUUCGAUUUAAGUCUGCUCGGUGAGAUGAUAAUGUGAAAAGCAAGAACAGCGAUGACGGAUGUGGAGCCUGUUGUCACUGACUUCGCUGCCACAGGAAGGACUGGCCGACGAAACGCCAUGCCAGACAUUUUAGGUUCCAACUCAGGACCUGAAGCAGCAGACCUUCCAAACAAACUAGCUGAUCUUGCAGUUGAAGAUGAUGCUGAACAUGGAAGAGAAGGUUCAUCCUCAAGUGACCCAGCCAAGGACCCUGCCACAGGAAAGGACCAAGCAGAAGGGACAUAACUUAACCCAUAACAGCCUGAACCAAACUGAACCUUAAAAGACAGCAGAGCAGCACCACAAUCAAUCUUUCCUUUUGUCUCCAUGACCAAACUACUGUUAUGGUUGCAGUCUGUGCUAUGCAAGAUCAGCUUCAGUGGAGGAUAUUAUUUUGAUGUAAGCUAAUAGAGAAGCACACCCAUCUGCUGUUGGAAAUACUUUGGUUUUGACAGAAUCAAAACAGGCAGAAUCAAUAAUUUCCCACCUGAGUUAUGUUCUUGUGGCACAAAGAAUAUCUGUGUCUGAAUGUCUUAGAGACAACCAUAUGAUAUUUUCCUAGUUUAAAAAGGCACCAUUGGAUGUAUUUUUUACUUCUAUAUAAACUUGAAGAAUGUCUAGUUUCAAUACAAAAUAAAUAUAAUUUCAUUUGGUCAUGUAAGUCCAACUUAGACUUCAAGAAUGUGGUUGAUCAUCUAUUUUGUAAUAUUUAUUUUCUAUGAGUUUUUGUCAACGUUUUAAUGAAUAAAUAUGGAACUCUUAUUUAUUAUUCCUGGCUUUUCAUUGUCCUUAUCAACUGUUGUUGAAUGUUACACUUUAUUUAAUUGUAUUGCAAGUCCUGUAGGCAUCAGGUUUUAAUGAUUUGAUGGUGUAGCAAAUGUAAUUUUUCCUCUGUGCACUGAAAAGUGAACCAAAAGAAAAAAAAAGAAGUAAAAAAACACUUUCAUGAACCUUUUGCAUUUAAAUGAAUCUUUAAUUAUGCUUUAUAAAGAUGCAUUAUUUUGGCUUCAUUGU